Molecule: messenger RNA, 1644 nt
Organism: Budorcas taxicolor (takin)
Lineage: Eukaryota; Metazoa; Chordata; Mammalia; Artiodactyla; Bovidae
Gene: LY9
Product: lymphocyte antigen 9
Exons: 9
Biological process (GO): T cell activation
Cellular component (GO): external side of plasma membrane
Source: RefSeq, a predicted model, not a curated record
AUGGCGAGCCCAAGGAGACACACAGAUGACUGGGCUCUGCAACCUUUCUCCAAAAAGCCACCGAAGAGUCAACCACACAUAUUCUCUCCCUAUCUAUGGACCCCUCUCCUCUUCUUGCUCAUGGGGCAAGGAGCCUCUGAAAAGGACUCAGCCUCAACAGUGGUGAAAGGCAUUGUAGGGGGUUCAGUGAUUCUCUCCCUGAACAUUUCAGUGGAUGCAGAAAUUGAGCACAUCACCUGGAGUGGUCCCAAAGAAGCUUUUGCUUUAGCACUCUCAAGUGGAAAGAUUUUUUGGUUAGACAAAAGCUACCAAGGGCAAAUAAACAUCCCAGAAAGCAACUAUUUGUCUAUUAACAAUCUGACUCUGAAAGAUGCUGGUUCAUACAAAGCCCGGAUAAACCAAAAGGGAUCUAAAGACAUCGAUGAGAAAUUCAUCUUAUAUAUCUAUGAACAGCUGCAGGAGCCCCAAGUCACCAUACAGUCUGUGAACGUGUCUGAGAAUGCCUCCUGUACCAUCACCCUGGUAUGCUCUGUGGAGAGGGCAGGUGGAGAUAUUCAGUACAAAUGGACUUCGAGGGACCCUCAUGCUUCUGAAUCCUGGGGGCACCCUACUCUCACCAUUUCCUGGUUGCCCUGUGAUGCAGACCUACCAUACACCUGCACAGCCAAGAACCCGGUCAGCCAGAGCAGCUCCCACCCUGUCCAUGUCUCUCAGUUCUGUAUAGAUCUAGGAGCCUCCCAAGCAGGACCAAUGGGGGAGAUGGUGCUGGGGGUCCUGGGGGAGCCAAUCACCCUAUCCCUGGCACUCCUGGACAGUCAGCACAUAGACAAUGUUGUCUGGAUGUUUAACACAUCUAUUAUCAGCAAAGAGUGGAGAGAAGAAGCAACAGCCAAUCAGCUCAUUGAGUUCAAGGAUCCGGAUCAGAACACAGUGUGGGUCUCAAGCCAAGACUAAUCUCUAAAGAUUGUCCAGCUGAAGAUGGAGCACACUGGCGUCUACCAUGCCUGUGUGUGCUCAAAUGCCACAGUUGCCAGUGUGAAGCACAUCAAUCUGCACAUUUACCGACCUGAGAGAAGCACAGUUUGGGAUCGGGCUCUCCCUGGUGCUCUUUUCAUCCUUUUGGGCUUUGGGAUCUCUGGCUGGUGCUUUUGGAAGCAACAAAGACGAUGUUCAGCCCCAGCUUUCAGUUCCAGUCAAGCUGAGACAUCAGUUGACACACCAAGGUAUGAGAAGCUGGACACUCUCCCUAGGACUGCCAGGCAUGCCUCUGACAGCAGCUCUGACAGCAAUGGGACGACUGAGGAGGAUGAGGAGAGGACAGGGAUGCACCAGCCCGUCAAUGGAAGAGACCGGAUGUGUGACUCGGUCACUAAGGAAGAAGCUGGACUUGACUUGGACUCUGAGGGCCAAGCAGAGUAUGAUCUCGUCACUCCAGAUGACAUGGCACCAGCGCUUGUCGUUGAAGGGGAAACAGUGUACACGCACGUAUUCCUUAAUUUGCAGGGAAAGACUCCAGUUCCUCAGAAGAAAGAGGAUUCAGCCACACUCUACUGCUCUAUACAGAAACCUCAGAUGGUUGUGCCACCACUGCAACAGAAUGACCUUAAGUCUCCUGAAAUACCUACCUAUGAAAAUGUCCCCUGA